Ipomoea nil (Japanese morning glory) is the source of this 1467-nucleotide messenger RNA. RefSeq lists its product as uncharacterized. The coding region runs from base 1 to 1467 and encodes 488 amino acids. Lineage: Eukaryota; Viridiplantae; Streptophyta; Magnoliopsida; Solanales; Convolvulaceae. The transcript has 2 exons. The record is from RefSeq and is a predicted model, not a curated record.
AUGGAUCCCGUUCCCAUCUCACAAGUGCCAUUCCAGACCAUUCAAGAACAUCAAUCUGCACCUACAGGUAAUCCGGAACUCACUAUUGAUCUAUUUGGAGAAACCCUAGGUCAGGUGCCCAAUUCUGGGAAAAGCCCUGAAUCAAACACCGAUGCUCUAGGUCACGGUCAAGAACCGUGUCCGUCUCCUCUCGACAUCCCUGAAAAAGACCUAAACAGGUCAUCAGGUCACAACCACGAAACAGAGGUAGCACACAGUUUAGAACCCACCAAAAGGAAACGAAAAAGGACAGACCCAUAUGAAGGAGGUGAUCCUAGAGCCAAACGGCCAGAUGACUUCCCAAUCAGGGCCGGGCCUCCACAACGAAAACCCACUAAUCCCCUCCCAAGAUUACAAAAUUCCAAAGUAACAACCAAAAAGGGAAGAGAAUUAGAGGAAGAUCUGAGCUGGGCUUCGGAAGAACACCCAAAUAAUGAUGCUGAAAAUUUGGUUCAAGAAAAGGAAAAACCUACUAGAAAAGGAAAACAAAAGAAAAAAGGCAAAGAAAAGGUAUCACCAGCAGAAGAUAAGUCUAUCCUACCAAAACCACACAGCACAAAAUUUUUGAGCCAACAAUCAACAAAACUAUGGGGCAAAGUUGUUGAAAGAAAGAUCCUCAGUCAAAAAUUAGUGUUGGUAGAUAAACUGAACAAACAUGAUCAAAUCCGAGAAACCUUGACAAAAAAUCACCUACUUGGUUCUGUCACAAACAUAGAAGCCUAUGAUGAACAAGUUGUUCAAGAAUUUUAUAGUAACCUAACCAAAGACAUCACCAUCUCCACAAGUCCAAUGUAUGGAAAAAUAUACCUAAGGGGAAAAUACUAUGAGUUUAAUCCGGAUAUCAUCAACACCACUGAAGGGGAGGAAAGAAUACUUCUUACAAAUGAUGAAGUCAUUCAAGAACUCACAGCAGGGAAUGUGAAUCUGGAGAAAAACAAAAUUAAAGCUGCAUCAUUAACCAGUAAGUAUGCUGUACUACAGAAAAUCGCACUGGCAAAUUGGAUGCCCUCAUUACAUGAGUCAACACUCAAAAGAAGCCUAGCAGACCUACUAUACAAGAUUGGAAAAGGGAUCAAAGUUGACCUUGGCAAUCUCAUCUACACACAGGUCACAAACCUAGCAGAAAACAAAGGAACCAAAGCUUGCCUUAUAUUUCCAGACCUCAUCUGUUCUGUUCUAGCAAAACAAGGACUCAAGAUUCACAAGCCAAAGUCUCAAAUGGAAAUCAAAGAGGAGAAAACUGAAGUACAACAAUGGCUGAAAGCCCUGAAAUUAGAAAGUAAUGAAGAAGAAGAUGAUCAAGAACCAGAAAAAGAUCAAGAAAAUGAAGAAAAUGGUGAUCAGGAACCUGAAGCUGAGAGUAGUGGAAGAAAUGAAGAAGAAGAUGAUCAAGAACCUGAAGCUGAAAGUAGUGAAAACUCCACCUAA